Molecule: messenger RNA, 2283 nt
Organism: Pipistrellus nathusii (Nathusius's pipistrelle)
Lineage: Eukaryota; Metazoa; Chordata; Mammalia; Chiroptera; Vespertilionidae
Source: the annotation of a GenBank genome assembly
AUGAAGCUCAACGUGGACGGGCUGCUGGUCUACUUCCCGUACGAUUACAUCUACCCGGAGCAGUUCUCCUACAUGCUGGAGCUCAAGCGCACGCUCGACGCCAAGGGUCAUGGCGUGCUGGAGAUGCCCUCAGGAACUGGGAAGACAGUGUCCCUGUUGGCCCUGAUCAUGGCUUAUCAGCGGGCGUAUCCGCUGGAGGUAACUAAACUCAUCUAUUGCUCAAGGACAGUGCCCGAGAUUGAGAAGGUGAUUGAGGAGCUUCGGAAGCUGCUCAACUUCUACGAGAAGCAGGAGGGCGAGAAGCUGCCGUUCCUGGGGCUGGCGCUGAGCUCCCGGAAGAACCUGUGCAUUCACCCUGAGGUGACUCCCCUGCGCUUUGGGAAGGAUGUGGACGGGAAAUGCCACAGCCUCACGGCCUCCUACGUGCGGGCGCAGCACCAGCGGGACGCCAGCCUGCCGCACUGUCGCUUUUACGAGGAGUUUGACAUCCACGGGCGCCAGGUGCCCCUUCCCGCUGGCAUCUACAACCUGGAUGACCUGAAGGCCGUGGGGCGGCGCCAGGGCUGGUGCCCCUACUUCCUUGCCCGGUACUCGAUCCUGCAUGCCAACGUGGUGGUUUACAGCUACCACUACCUCCUGGACCCCAAGAUCGCAGACCUGGUGUCCAAGGAGCUGGCCCGCAAGGCCGUGGUGGUCUUCGACGAGGCCCACAACAUUGACAAUGUCUGCAUCGACUCCAUGAGUGUCAACCUCACCCGCCGGACCCUGGACAGGUGCCAGGGCAACCUGGAGACCCUGCAGAAGACAGUGCUCAGGAUCAAGGAGACGGACGAGCAGCGCCUGCGAGACGAGUACCGCCGCCUGGUGGAGGGGCUGCGGGAGGCCAGCGUCGCCCGGGAGACCGACGCCCACCUGGCCAACCCGGUGCUGCCCGACGAGGUGCUGCAGGAGGCGGUGCCGGGCUCCAUCCGCACGGCCGAGCACUUCCUGGGCUUCCUGCGGCGGCUGCUGGAGUUCGUCAAGUGGCGGCUGCGCGUGCAGCACGUGGUGCAGGAGAGCCCCCCCGCCUUCCUGAGCGGCCUGGCCCAGCGCGUGUGCAUCCAGCGCAAGCCCCUCAGGUUCUGCGCCGAACGCCUCCGCUCCCUCCUGCACACCCUGGAGAUCGCCGACCUGGCCGACUUCUCCCCGCUCACGCUGCUGGCCAACUUCGCCACCCUGGUCAGCACCUACGCCAAGGGUUUCACCAUCAUCAUCGAGCCCUUUGAUGACAGGACCCCGACCAUUGCCAACCCCAUCCUGCACUUCAGCUGCAUGGACGCCUCGCUGGCCAUCAAACCCGUCUUCGAGCGCUUCCAGUCUGUCAUCAUCACAUCUGGGACGCUGUCCCCACUGGACAUCUACCCCAAGAUCCUGGACUUCCACCCUGUCACCAUGGCAACCUUCACCAUGACACUGGCCCGAGUCUGCCUCUGCCCCAUGAUCAUCGGCCGUGGCAACGACCAGGUGGCCAUCAGCUCCAAAUUCGAGACCCGGGAAGACAUCGCGGUGAUCCGGAACUAUGGGAACCUCCUGCUGGAGAUGUCCGCCGUGGUCCCCGACGGCAUCGUGGCCUUCUUCACCAGCUACCAGUACAUGGAGAGCACCGUGGCCUCCUGGUACGAGCAGGGCAUCCUCGAGAACAUCCAGAGGAACAAGCUGCUCUUCAUUGAGACCCAAGACGGGGCAGAGACCAGCGUUGCCCUGGAGAAGUACCAGGAGGCCUGCGAGAACGGCCGCGGGGCCAUCCUGCUCUCAGUGGCUCGAGGCAAAGUGUCCGAGGGAAUCGACUUCGUGCACCACUUCGGGCGGGCCGUCAUCAUGUUCGGCGUCCCCUACGUGUACACGCAGAGCCGCAUCCUCAAGGCGCGGCUGGAGUACCUGCGGGACCAGUUCCAGAUCCGAGAGAACGACUUCCUCACCUUCGACGCCAUGCGCCACGCAGCCCAGUGCGUGGGCCGGGCCAUCAGGGGCAAGACGGACUACGGCCUCAUGGUCUUCGCCGACAAGCGGUUCGCCCGGGCCGACAAGCGCGGGAAGCUGCCCCGCUGGAUCCAGGAGCACCUCACCGACGCCAACCUCAACCUGACGGUGGACGAGGGCGUCCAGGUGGCCAAGUACUUCCUGAGGCAGAUGGCGCAGCCGUUCCACAGGGAGGACCAGCUGGGCCUGUCCCUGCUGAGCCUGGAGCAGCUGCAGUCCGAGGAGACGCUGCGGAGGAUCGAGCAGAUCGCCCAGCAGCUGUAG